Messenger RNA from Panicum virgatum (switchgrass), 1554 nucleotides. RefSeq names its product UDP-xylose transporter 1-like. Gene Ontology annotation, cellular component: Golgi apparatus. The coding region runs from base 303 to 1328 and encodes 341 amino acids. The transcript has 8 exons. NCBI's taxonomy places the organism in Eukaryota, Viridiplantae, Streptophyta, Magnoliopsida, Poales, Poaceae. Gene Ontology annotation, molecular function: UDP-xylose transmembrane transporter activity; antiporter activity. The record is from RefSeq and is a predicted model, not a curated record.
CCGUGCGUCCACACCCACGCGCCAUGACGCCACCAACACCUCCCCUCCCCCGGCCCACUGGUGCCUGCACAUAAAAAUGACUCUCGGUCUCUUCCUCCUCCUACGAGGCGCCACCGCACGGGACCAGCGCCAUUAGAGGCCACACAUCCAUCCAUUCCUUCUCCAACGCAGACAAGAGGAGGUAGCAGCAGAGGAGAGGGAGGCGCCAGCCCCUGCUGAUUGGAAUUGGAAAGAGACGUCAAUUUGAAGUUCAGGUAAGAGUCCUCAACUGACAAGGGCAGCAGAUCCAGCAGCUGGUCAAGAUGACCGCCGGUUUCCAGCUCGGUGUGGUUGGGUCUCUCACCCUCUCCGUCGCGUCGUCAGUUGCCAUUGUCAUCUGCAACAAAGCACUCAUCAGCACUCUAGGGUUUCCAUUCGCUACAACAUUGACAAGCUGGCAUCUCAUGGUGACAUUCUGCACCCUUCACGUUGCGCAGCGCUUGCGCUUUUUUGAGCCAAAGGCAAUUGAUGGACAGACAGUGGUUUUGUUCGGGUUGCUGAAUGGAACCUCAAUCGGCCUUCUCAAUCUUAGCUUAGGAUUCAAUUCCAUCGGAUUCUACCAGAUGACAAAGCUGGCCAUAAUACCCUUCACAGUGCUGUUGGAGACUAUAUUCCUGAAGAAAAGAUUCAGUGAGACUAUCCAGUUCUCCCUGCUGAUCUUGCUACUUGGAGUUGGCAUCGCUUCAGUCACUGACCUCAAGCUAAAUUUUCUUGGGUCUAUCCUUUCCGGCCUCGCCAUCGCCACGACUUGUGUUGGCCAAAUUCUCACAAACACAAUACAGAGGAAGCUGAAGGUCUCUUCGACGCAGCUCCUGUACCAAUCAGCGCCUUACCAGGCAGCCAUCCUGUUCGCGACCGGCCCCUUCGUGGAUCAGCUCCUCACCAGCCGCAGCGUCUUCACCCACAAAUACACUUUCCCAGUUGUGGGCUUCAUCGUGCUGUCGUGCCUGAUCGCGGUGUCGGUGAACUUCAGCACGUUCCUGGUGAUCGGGACGACGUCGCCGGUGACGUACCAGGUGCUGGGGCACCUCAAGACGUGCCUGGUGCUGUCGUUCGGGUACACGCUGCUGCGCGACCCCUUCACCGCGCGCAACAUCCUGGGCAUCCUGGUCGCCAUCUUCGGGAUGGCGCUCUACUCCUACUUCUCGGUGCGCGAGGGCAGGAAGAAGGCCGCGGGCGACGCCCUCCCGGUGUCACAGAUGCCGGACAAGGAGACGGAGCCGCUGCUGGCGUCGGCCAAGGACGGCGGCGACGCCAAGAAGGCCAACGGCGUAGCUCACGACUGCUAGAUGAUCCUCUCACUCGUCUGUUAUAGCUUAGCCCAGCUCUAGUGUCGCUACGCACACUGUUCUGAAUCUGAUGUCGGGAAGCAAAAAUUCCCUUCGUUUAUUUCUAUGAUAGAAAGUGGGGCGCGUUGUACUCGGGCACAAUUUGAUGCCACGGGGUUCUGAAAAUCGGUGGUUCCUCUCUUCAGGCCGCAUGGCUCAUCAGCAGAACGACGGUUUGUUCGGUUAA